AUGGCUGAAGAGGAUAACUUUGAUUUGGAUAUUUAUGGAGAUGGCGGUUACAACGGACAAGAAGGACCGGAACUGAUUCUGGAUGCCCCCGAGACCAAUGGGCAUGAAGGCGGGGAAGGCCAGUAUGGUAACAAUAAUAAUACACAGACAGCAAACGGUCAAGGUGAACAACAUCAGAUUCAGAGCACUGCAGGUCAGGCCCCUCCGCCGCCGCAGCAGCAGCAGCCAGUGCAGCAAGGCCAGAAACGCAAGACUUCCUCGUCCGAAGAUCGACCCACAGACCCAGAUGCGACUACUGCACUCUUUAUUUCUGAAUUAUUCUGGUGGACUACUGACGACGAUAUCCGCGGCUGGAUCAAUGAGGCUCAUGCUGAGGAUGAGUUGAAAGAUGUCACUUUUAGCGAACACAAAGUCAAUGGAAAAAGCAAGAGUCAAGCAUACGUCGAAUUCACCACCUUACAAGCUGCAACCGCAGUCAAACACCUCAUCGAACAUUACGCCAGUACCGGCCAACCCGGACGCAAACACAGCGCCAACUACACCAAUCCACACCAAAACCCAUUCCGCACCCUUCCCAAGGACGCACCCGCUCGCAAAGAUGACCGCAACAACAGACCCUUCAACCAACCUGGAACCCAAAACAUGGGCUAUGGCAUGAACAACAUGGCCGGCGGCGGCACAGGCGGUGGUUUCCGUGGCGGACGUGGAGGAUUCAACCGUGGAGGCAUGGGCUACAACAAUCGCAAUUUCUCCGGAGGCAUGAACACCGGUUUCCAAGGCGCCGGCGGCCCCAUGGGCGGUGGAGGCUUCAAUAACCCUAUGGGAGGCGGCAUGGGCAACUAUGGAGGAGGCUUCAACAACCGCGGCGGAAACAUGAUGGGUGGGGGCAUGCGAGGUGGUCCAAACAUGCGUGGUCGUGGUGGUGGACCCAACAUGGGCGGUGCCCCUAAUAUGAUGGGUAUGGGCAUGAACCCGAUGGGUGGAAUGGGUAUGAAUCCUGCCAUGGCUGGCGGUAUGAACCCUAUGAUGGGUAAUAUGGGUAUGGGCUUCCAAGCAGGAAACUUCAACCCCAAUUUUGGCGGCGGCUUCCAGGGUAACCCUCAAAUGGGCAAUGACCAAGGAUCAUGGAAUCCGCAUGGCGCAAAGAGGACGAGACAGGAGUAA
Molecule: messenger RNA, 1164 nt
Organism: Talaromyces marneffei
Lineage: Eukaryota; Fungi; Ascomycota; Eurotiomycetes; Eurotiales; Trichocomaceae
Exons: 3
Coding region: 1-1164 (387 amino acids)
Biological process (GO): mRNA alternative polyadenylation
Cellular component (GO): mRNA cleavage and polyadenylation specificity factor complex
Molecular function (GO): mRNA binding
Source: RefSeq, a predicted model, not a curated record